AUGAAGCUGCGGAACAGCAACAGCAGGACGCGGAUAAACGAACACAGGCAUGUUUUGCAUACAACACGCCUGUUUAAUCAUUUAUCUGUGCGCUUUGCCUAUGCAAAUUAUAAACAUACUAUGAGGACUCGUCGAAAACGAUUGAAAGUUGUGAAAGAAGAGGAUGAGGUAAAGCAGGAAGAAGUUGAGGCAGAGACCGAAGGUAAGGACGACGGUGCUGAAAAAGAUGAGACAGCAGUCGAAGAGGAAACUAGCAGAGAGGAUGCAAAAAUUAAAGAAAACGAAGAGUCGCGCGAAACAGCGGAAGAGGAAGCGAUAGAGGAAGAACAUGAAGAUGAGGAGGAAGAGCCGGCCGAAAAGAAACCUAAAUGGAGGAGGAAACCUAGGACUAUUCAACCAUCUGCUGCUGAAAAAGCAAAACGUCUCUCGAUGUCAAAUCGAAACAAACAACAAAUAACGAUGAAUCUCUUGAAUGAAGACGAGGAUGAAGAAAGUGAAAAUGAGGAAGAGGAAGAUGAGAAUGAGCCCACUGAGAACGAGGAAGUCUUUCACGAAAGCUCUAACGAAAUAGCUGCUGUGAAGAAGGAAAAGUUUAAUGACCGAAGUGCUUAUAAACGCCAUGCAAUAACAAAUCGUGACGAUCACAAAUAUCGGGAACAGCUGGAUCGAGCUGAUUUCCUCGUUGAAAAGGUCGGUAAAAAGCGUAGGCAUUAA
Messenger RNA from Gongylonema pulchrum, 714 nucleotides. The record is from the annotation of a GenBank genome assembly. Lineage: Eukaryota; Metazoa; Nematoda; Chromadorea; Rhabditida; Gongylonematidae.